This is a messenger RNA of Morus notabilis, 3077 nucleotides long. Its product is annotated as mediator of RNA polymerase II transcription subunit 25. Gene Ontology annotation, biological process: positive regulation of transcription by RNA polymerase II. Lineage: Eukaryota; Viridiplantae; Streptophyta; Magnoliopsida; Rosales; Moraceae. Gene Ontology annotation, cellular component: mediator complex; transcription regulator complex. The record is from RefSeq and is a predicted model, not a curated record.
UAUCAGUGGCAUCACAUAUCUCCGAGGUGGUCUUGAACUCGGACCAUUUCUCAGUUCUCCAGUGGUUGUGGGCCGCACAAUUUGCUCUCAACUCCCUAAGCUUCUCUUCUUUUCCUCUCUCCGGUCUUCCUUUCCGUUUCCCGCCGGAAUUCGGAUGGCGGAGAAACAGCUGAUCGUCGCCGUCGAAGGCACCGCCGCCAUGGGCCCCUACUGGCCCACCGUUCUCUCCGAUUACCUCGAGAAGAUCGUCAGGUGUUUCUAUGGGAAUGAGUUGGUUGGGCAGAAGACAUCUAACUCUAACGUUGAGCUUGCCCUGGUCACAUUCAACACUCAUGGAUCCUAUUGCGGUUGUCUAGUGCAGCGGAGUGGCUGGACCAGAGACAUUGAUAAUUAUUUGCAGUGGCUUUCAGCCAUACCUUUUUCUGGUGGUGGUUUUAAUGAUGCUGCAAUUGCGGAAGGGCUUUCUGAAGCUCUAAUGAUGUUUCCCUCUAUGCAAAAUGGAAAUCAGAGUCAACCAAAUAUGGAUUGUCAAAGGCAUUGUAUUCUUAUUUCUGCAAGUAACCCUCACCCCCUGUCCACUCCUGUCUUUCGACCACAAGUGCAAAACUUAGAACAGAGUGAAAAUAUUGAUGGACAAACAGAAAACCGUCUAUCUGACGCUGAGACCAUUGCUAAAUCAUUUGCUCAGUGCUUGGUUUCUCUGUCAGUCAUUUCUCCAAAGCAGCUUCCUAAGCUUCGAGCAAUAUACAAUGCGGGAAAGUGCAAUCCCCGAGCAAACGAUCCUCCUAUAGAUAAUGCAAAAAACCCUUAUUUUCUUGUUCUACUGUCUGAGAAUUUUUUGGAGGCUCGUGCUGCUUUCAGAGUUCCAAGUUUGCCAUCAAAUCAGAGUCCUGUAAAAAUGGACAUGGCUUCUGUUCCUUCUGUUACGGGGCCACCUCCAACUUCUAUGCCAUCAGUGAAUGGAUCUGUUAUGAACCGGCAACCAAUUUCUGUUGGAAACAUGCCUCCUGCUACUGUAAAAGUGGAGCCAAGUACUGUAAGUUCCAUGGUUUCUGGACCCACUUUUCCACACAUUCAGUCUGUUGUUCGUGCUGCUUCCCAAGGAGUCCCGUUGCAGACUUCUUCACCAUCUUGUUCUCAAGACAUGAUCUCAAACAAUGAGAAUGGGCCAGAUUUGAAACCUAUAGUGAGUAGUCUAUCACAACCGCUGCGUCCUGUGGGACCUGCCCCUGCAAAUGUGAACAUCCUAAACAAUCUGUCGGCAAAACGUCAAGUCAUAAACUCUGCAGCCUUACCUAUGGGUCAAACUCCUAUUGGAAUGCACAUGUCAAACAUGAUAUCUAGUGGAAUGGCAUCUUCUACACCUGCUCAAAACACAUUGCCAUCUGGUCAACCAGCGAUAACAUCAUUACCUGGGUCUGGGCCUCUGACACAGGUUACGCAAACCCCUGGUCUUAGUACAUUCAGUGCAGCUACUUCAAAUGUGUCUGGAAAUUCAAACAUUGGGGUCUCUCAACCGAUGAAUAAUCUCCAAGGAGGUGUUAGUAUGGGUCAGUCUGUACCUACCAUGAGCCAAGGAAAUAUCUCAGGUGCACAAAUGGUGCAAACUGGAAUGGGCAUGAAUCAAAACAUGAUAAGCGGCCUUGGUCAAUCUGUUGUCUCUUCUGGAACUGGCACAAUGAUGCCUACUCCUGGAAUGUCUCAGCAAGUACAAUCCGGGAUGCAGCCGCUUGGUGUAAACAACAAUUCUGCAGCUAGCAUCCCAAUGUCACAACAGGCUUCAACUGCUCCUCAAGCAUCCAAAUAUGUGAAAGUCUGGGAGGGAAAUUUAUCAGGGCAGAGACAAGGACAACCUGUAUUUAUCACCAGAUUGGAAGGCUACAGGAAUGCUACGGCUUCUGAGACACUCGCAGCAAAUUGGCCAGCGACGAUGCAAAUUGUUAGGCUUAUAUCUCAAGACCACAUGAAUAACAAGCAAUAUGUUGGAAAAGCAGAUUUUCUAGUUUUUCGGGCAAUGAAUCAGCAUGGGUUUCUUGGUCAGUUGCAGGAAAAAAAGCUUUGUGCAGUCAUCCAACUACCGUCCCAGACGCUGCUGCUAUCUGUUUCUGACAAAGCUUACCGCUUGAUUGGAAUGCUUUUCCCUGGGGACAUGGUCGUUUUUAAGCCACAAAUAUCUCAGCAGCAGCAACAACAGCAACAGAUGCAACAACAGCAACAAAUGCAACAACAACAACAACAUCCUCAGCUACAACAACAUCCCCAGUUGCAGCAACAACAACAGCUUCCUCAACUUCAACAACAGCAGCAACUUCCUCAACUGCAACAACAGCAGCAGCUUCCUCAACUACAACAGCAGCAGCAGCUUCCCCAACUACAACCACAACAGAUGCCGCAAUUACAACCGCAGCAGCAACAGCAGCUUCCCCAACUGCAACAGCAGCAGCAAAUGCCGCAAUUACAACAACCACAACAACUUCCGCCAUUGCAACAGCAGCAACAAAUGUCGCAAUUGCAACAACAGCAACCACUUCCGCAGCUGCAACAACAACAGAAUCAGCUGUCAGGACUUCAAACGCAGCAGCAACAGCUUCCUCAACUUCAACAGCUGCAGCAAAUGCAGCAACAACAACAAAUUCCACCGCAACAACAGAUGGUAGGUACAGGAAUGGGUCAAGCUUAUGUUCAAGGUCCGGGUCGGUCACAGUUGGUUUCACAGGGACAAGCUUCGUCGCAAGUCCCACCUACCAUGCCUGGAGGCUUUAUGAGUUAAGAGCUGCUCGUUUAAGCAGGAAGGAAAAAGAGUGUCAAUAGAUUGUUAGGAAAUUAUCCUGAAAGGAACUCCGUUUAGAAGGUCAUAUAGGACCACUAAAAGCAGUAAUUAUCUCAUCUUUGAACAACUAGUCAGUUUAUGGAUAGAAUUUGUCCCUAAUUGGACAGUAACUUAUAUAAGAAAAAUAAUCCUAGAAAAGAUUGUCAGAUUUUUUAUGGUCACCAAAACUUAUUGAUAGAAUCAUUGUCUAAGUGCAUAAAAAUUUAGCUAUCAUUGCAUUGUGCUGAUCAGCUGAUACAAAGAAAUA